AUUAUAUAUAUUUAUGGUUCGCAUGAUAGCCAAAGCCUGUCAAACUUGAACGGAUCUAGGGAGCAAUUUGCCCGUGCUUAGGAUGCAUAAGGGAACGUUUCCGCCGACGGCGUGGGUUUUAUUCAUACUGGUGUUUUCAAUUCUGAAGAUAAAAGUCGAUUGUCAAUGUGAAGACCAUCCUUGUGAUAAAUACGCAGAUUGCGUUGACCUUGGUGGUGAAGACUUGUUUUCAUGCGAAUGUCAAGAAUCGUAUGACGGAGAUGCAUAUGGGUGUCACACUUUAAUUGUCGACUUUGAAUCAUGCAUACCACCUGGUGGAGAGGAAGAGCACAAUUGGUUAGAAGGUAUUUAUCAUUACGAUCACAUUGACAUGGAAGAGGAUAUAGAUGGAAAUCUUCCUGUGCCCCCGCGAGUCUGGGCAAAGGAUGAUGCAUCGAUGUUUAUUUACCAGGACGAAUAUACGAAAAUUUGGUAUAUUUCGAAUGUUUAUGAUAGUGCAGAAUAUCAAGCUGAAACUGCAGGAUCAUGGGCAACACCUGUAACGGACGAUUGGUCAUACAGUGACUUUUGGGGCACUGUUCAUGAUCACGCGCAUGGGUGCUACCCUGUACGAUGUGUUAAGAACUGUACUAGUGUAGAGUCCUGCAAAAUUGACGAACCAUGUGAGGACGAAAGUUGUACAAUAUCUGAUAUUGGAAAUGGAGACAUGGGAGUCAAUGACGACGGAUUUUGCCUUCCGAUCAUGGAGGUGUGUAAUCCUAUCCUGUAUCCCUGCCAUGGAGACGCAACAUGUGUUGUAGCAUUACAGUUAUCAGAACCUCCAUCUGAGAAAGUGAAACGGAAAAAGAGGAGUGAAGAUGAAAUCGGUUAUGCUGUGUGUCAGUGCGACCCAGGAUUCGAAGGAGAUGGUCAAACCUGCACUGCCACCACUACCACAACCUCAACCACUACCUCCACAACCUCCACUACCACCACAACCUCCACUACCACCACAACCUCCACCACAACCUCCACUACAACCACUACUACGGAAGCUCCACCUGAUCUCAUUGACGAUUCUACCACCACCAGCACCACUACUACCACUACUACGGAAGCUCCACCUGAUCUUAUUGACGAUUCUACCACCACCAGCACUACUACUACCACUACUACGGAAGCUCCACCUGAUCUUAUUGACGAUUCUACCACCACCAGCACCACUACCAGCACUACUACCUCCACUACAACGGAAGCUCCAACCACAACAGAAGCUGCUGAUAUCAUGGACGAUUCUACCACCACGAGCACUACUACUACCACUACUACGGAAGCUCCAACCACAACAGAAGCUGCUGAUAUCAUUGAAAUUGCUACCACCAGCACUUCCACUGAUGUCAUGGAAAAUGCUACAACAACGGAUGUUACUGCAACCACUACAACCACGGAAGGUCCUGCAACCUCAGACGCUGCUACAACAACAGGAUAUGUUAACGCCACUGGAUCUGUUAACACAACGGGAUCUGUUAAUACGACGGGAUCAGGAGCAAAUGAUGGUUUUCAGUCUGCAGGGGGGAACAUAGUGACCCUCCCUAGUGGAUGGUUCCCACUCCCAGGUGGUUCAGGAGCCAGCUGUACUACCGUUUCUCUGACAAUAAUGGUUCUGCUGGCAUCGAUCUCGCAAUGGUAUAAUAUCUAACAAUUCAUGUGCUAGACGUCACUGCCUGCGUAUAUGUGGUCUCACAUUGGUAUAAUAUUUAACAAUUAAUGUACUGGACGUCACUGUCUGCGUAUAUGUGAUUUCGAAUUGGUAAAUAUGAUCUCACAUUGGUAAUUUUAAAAUGGCCAGAUUUAGAUUAGCAAACCAUAAUUUAAGAAUUGAAA
Messenger RNA from Owenia fusiformis, 1863 nucleotides. The record is from the annotation of a GenBank genome assembly. Lineage: Eukaryota; Metazoa; Annelida; Polychaeta; Sabellida; Oweniidae.